AUGGGAUGUGGUUGUGUUACUUCAGCUGCUGAAAAUCCAAAUAGAAUAUCGAAAGUAGAUGAAUUCAACAUUACAGCAAAUGACCUGGUAGUAAAAAAGUUGGGAAAAAUAAAUAAAGAUUAUGAAAUAAUUAGACCUUCAAUAGGAAAGGGUAGUUUCGGGAAGGUUUACAAGGUUAUACAUAAAGUGUCUGAAGUUUAAAGAGCCGUUAAAGUGAUCAGAGCAACCUAAUUUGAUUAAGACAAAAUUGCUCAAGAAGUGUUAAUUUUAAAAAAAAUGGAUCAUCCAAAUAUCUUAAAGGUUUAUGAAUUUUAUCAAGAGGGAAACUAUAUAUCAAUAGUUACUGAAUUGUGUACUGGGGGAGAAUUAUUUGAUAAAUUAUCCAAAGGUUAGAGUUUUAGUGAAGACAUGGCAGCCAUUACAAUGAGACAAAUACUAUCUGCAGUGAAUUAUUGCCAUUCAAAUAACAUAGUUCAUCGAGACUUAAAGCCUGAAAACCUAUUAUAUGAGAGCAAGGAUAAAAAUGCGCUUCUUAAAUUAGUCGACUUUGGUACUAGCAGUGUUAUUCAACAAAAAAUGAAAUAAAAGCUAGGAACUCCAUACUACAUAGCCCCAGAAGUUUUGAAUGAAAGUUAUAAUGAAAAAUGUGAUGUUUGGUCUUGUGGUGUAAUUCUUUAUAUUUUACUUUGUGGAUAUCCGCCAUUUUAAGGAGGCACUGAAGAAAUGAUUAUGGUAAAAGUUAAGGAGGGCAAAUACAAUCUUGAAACUGAAGAUUGGCAAUGCGUUUCUGAAGAGGCCAAGAAUCUUAUUACUAAAAUGCUCAGAAAAGAUCCUUAAUAGAGAAUUAGUGCUAACGAAGCUCUUAAUCAUCCAUGGAUCUAAAAGUUCACUUCAGUUGUUGAUGUUUCAAAUUUAAAUAAGGUUCUAAACAAUAUUCGAACAUUUCAAGCUGUUUGUAAGUUACAGGAAGCCACCUGGAUAUUUAUGGUGAAUAACCUGGCCACUUCUGAUGAAAAAGCUUCAAUUAUGAAGGCAUUUUAAGCCUUGGAUUUAAAUCAUGAUGGAUUGCUGAGCAAAGAAGAAUUGAUCAUUGGAUUUUCUUAGAUAAUGACUGAAGUAGAGGCUGAAAAAGAAGUUUCAAGAAUAAUGAGGCUAAUCGACAAAAACAAUAGUUAACUUAUUGAUUAUACAGAAUUUCUUAUGGCGAGCACAAGCAGAACUGAAUUUCUAGAUGAGGAAAGAAUUGAAAAAGCGUUUCAAAUGUUUGAUCUUGAUAAAAGUGGGGGCAUCUCAUAAGAAGAAAUAUGUGAGGUCUUAGGUGGAGGAACACAGUAUGAUAAAAAGGUUUGGUCAGAUCUAAUCAAGGAUGUCGAUAUCAAUGGAGAUGGAGAAAUUUAGUUAGAUGAAUUUAGAUAAAUGAUGUUGUCAAUGAUUACAAAGGAAUGA
Molecule: messenger RNA, 1446 nt
Organism: Paramecium tetraurelia
Lineage: Eukaryota; Ciliophora; Oligohymenophorea; Peniculida; Parameciidae
Exons: 7
Biological process (GO): intracellular signal transduction; peptidyl-serine phosphorylation; protein autophosphorylation
Cellular component (GO): nucleus; cytoplasm
Molecular function (GO): ATP binding; calcium/calmodulin-dependent protein kinase activity; calmodulin binding
Source: RefSeq, a predicted model, not a curated record